UUAUUCCCUACAUCUUUGUGUAUAUUCCCCUCUUUCUCUUUACUAGUUUUUCAAGUCCUCUAGUGUUGAGGUAAAAGAAGAAGAAGGAAGAACAAAAUCUCUUCUCCUCUUUCCCUUUAUAUCCUUCUAAGUCGUGAAGAGUUGGGUAAUAGAAGAGGAGGAAGAACCCAAAAACAAAAAGACAAAAAGAGCUAGCUAGAGGUAAUAUACGAAGAAGAAGGAAGAAAACCAAACAAAACCUUCCCCAAUGUUUCCAUCAGCAGUGAUGUCCAACUCCACAUCCAUCUCAGAAGAAGCCAGCACCUCUUUAGAAACCAGAGCCCAUAUAGACUUCAACAAACUCACCUCCCUUCUUUCCCCCUCAUCUUCUCACCAAAACCAAGAGAACAAGAAAAAGAGAAGCCAGCCAGGAAACCCAGACCCAGAAGCUGAAGUGGUAGCUCUCUCUCCAAAUACCCUAAUGACAACAAACAGAUUCGUGUGUGAAAUCUGUAAUAAGGGAUUUCAGAGAGAUCAAAACCUCCAACUUCACAGGAGAGGGCAUAAUCUACCAUGGAGACUUAGGCAGAGAAGUGGCAAAGAGGCAGCAAGGAAGAGGGUGUAUGUUUGCCCUGAGCAGACUUGUAUUCAUCAUCAUCCUUCGAGAGCCCUAGGUGAUUUGACAGGGAUAAAGAAGCAUUUUUGCAGGAAACAUGGUGAGAAGAAGUGGAAGUGUGAGAGAUGCUCGAAGAACUAUGCUGUUCACUCUGACUGGAAGGCUCAUGUCAAGACUUGUGGUAGCAGAGAAUAUCGAUGUGAUUGUGGUACUAUUUUCUCCAGGAAGGACAGCUUCAUCACACACAGAGCCUUCUGUGAUGCCCUAGCAGAAGAAAGCGCAAGACUUGGUUCCAACUCCAUUUUAUCUGACACUACAGUACUCUCCACUCUCCUCCCCCAACCUCCCUUCACUUCCUUCACCAACUGGUAUCCAUCUUCUAACACAAACCCUAACCCUACUUUCAACAACACCACAUUGCCAUUCCAUUUGCAGCCUGAUGAGCCUCCUCACACCUUUCACCCUUACUUUUCCAAUCACCACCUCGUUCUCCCACCUACCUUCUCGACCAUAGUAUCCGCCACUGCACUUCUCCAAGGCGCCUCUUCCAUGGGUCCCUUGCCGGCAACCACCAGUACUGUUAUGACAGCCACCUUAGACACCGGAGAGAUUUCUAUGUGUAGAAGUGAUGGCAAAAGGUUGACCAGAGACUUCCUCGGAGUUGUUUCCGGCGAUGUCGCUGAAGAAGAUGAGUUCCUCCCUCUUUCAGGACUUGGAGUAGAUCCUGUUACCUCCUCUCGCUAUGGCCAUAGUGUUGAUCACAGCAAGACUCUUCCUAAAGCUUGGCGAGACUGCUAGAUGGUAAAUAUAUAAGGAUUUGAUGAGUUCAGCUAUGAUCGACUAAUCUAAUGCAAAACUAGCUAGCUUAUCUUA
Messenger RNA from Dendrobium catenatum, 1468 nucleotides. Its product is annotated as protein indeterminate-domain 12. The coding region runs from base 248 to 1393 and encodes 381 amino acids. Gene Ontology annotation, molecular function: DNA-binding transcription factor activity. NCBI's taxonomy places the organism in Eukaryota, Viridiplantae, Streptophyta, Magnoliopsida, Asparagales, Orchidaceae. Gene Ontology annotation, cellular component: nucleus. The record is from RefSeq and is a predicted model, not a curated record. The transcript has 3 exons.